GGUAGAACCAAAUGGAAGCGCUUUGAUUGCUUGCUUGCUUGCUUGCUUGUUAGCUUGGUAGUUUGGUAGCUAGCUUGAAAGACAGGAACUAGCCUAAGAGAAUUGUUUGAUUGAAAGAGGGGAGCAUGACGAGGCGAGCAGAGGGAGAGGCUAAGAGGAGGGCGAAUAUUGGCCAGGAAACGUCCAGCCUCCGGAAUUAUGGCGGGUGGGCGGACUCCAUAAAGAGUUGGGGCCUGACAGCCGGUGACAGCGGGUGGGUUUAUUAUUUUGAGGGAGAUUCGGACUUGACCUUGGAAUCUUCUGCUUUAUUGCUUGCUCUGUUGUUGUUCUUGUUAUUCUUCUUGGUCUUGCUGUUGCUCUGCUCUGCUCUGGGAGCUGUUCUGUUCUGCAGUGUUGAUUCUAGGUUGUGCUUAUCCUUUCUUUUCCCCUACGGUGCAGUCCACUGAGUGAUCGGUUGAGAGUGUAUCGUGGUGCAGUGGUUGGGUGUUAGACUUGUUGUUGCUGGUGCUAUC
This is a messenger RNA of Aspergillus brunneoviolaceus CBS 621.78, 512 nucleotides long. RefSeq lists its product as uncharacterized. The transcript is spliced from 2 exons. Lineage: Eukaryota; Fungi; Ascomycota; Eurotiomycetes; Eurotiales; Aspergillaceae. The record is from RefSeq and is a predicted model, not a curated record. Bases 126 to 446 code for a protein of 106 amino acids.